UAUCGACAAGUCUCCAAGAAGAAGACAAUGUGAAGAUGAUUGUGUUUUGGAUUGCACUGAAUCUUCUUCAUCGAGGAUAUGCACUGGUUUCACAAAUUACUGUUCAAGCUGGAGAACCUGCAACCUUCAUCUGUAGUCUACCUCACACAGAGGUCCUCCCUCGACAAGUCCACUGGUAUAAACAGAGUGCCGGGGAUACACUGAAAGUAAUUGUGACAGUGCGGAAAUCUAAACCACCUGAGUAUGCACAAGAUUUUCCUAAAUCCAGAUGGGAGAUAAAAAGCAACAGCAGUUUUAGUAACCUGACCAUUUUGAGGACAAUUCAAGAAGAUGAGGGAAUGUAUCACUGUGGCGUCUCCGAGUGGCUUGCAGACAUUAUAUGGACUGGGAUGCAUUUAUUAAUAAAAGGAAAAAAUCAGAGCAUUUCCAACUCUUCUGUUGCUCAGAGUUCGACAGUAUCAUCUGGAACUAAGCCAGACAUCCAUGGAAGCAGCAUAUGGUCACACAGAUCCGGGGCAGUUAUUUUUAUGCUGUGUGCUGUCUUGGCUAUAAGCCUGAUUGUUAUAGCUAUCCUUAUUGCUGCAAUGAAGAAAGAUGACACGCAAUAUUGCAAAGGUGUUGUUCCCCUGCGAAAAAACACUGGUAUCCAGAAAACUCAACAGAAAGCAGAGGAUGUGUGGUUUUACUCUGCUGCAGUCUUUGCCAUGAUGGAACUGACAGAGGUGGGACAACAGAUGCAGCUGAGAGGGAGAGACUCCACACUGCUGUCAAGGCCUUUGGGCUGGAUUAAUGAGCCUUUUGGAUCCACUGAAUAA
Molecule: messenger RNA, 815 nt
Organism: Maylandia zebra (zebra mbuna)
Lineage: Eukaryota; Metazoa; Chordata; Actinopteri; Cichliformes; Cichlidae
Source: RefSeq, a predicted model, not a curated record